AUGAAUCGCCCGGAACAAUUCACCAAGAUUGAUUUGACUCCAAAGCGGCAUCAUGGGUAUGCUGUGCUAUUGUUCAUCUUUGGGACGUUCUUCCCACCACUCGCCGUCGCAGCCAGGUUUGGAAUUGGAGGGGAUUUCUGGCUCAACCUCUUGUUGACUAUCCUGGGAUACUUCCCUGGGCAUGGUCACAACUUUUACAUUCAGAACAUUCGUAAUAACAAGAACCACCGUCGGACGCCGAAAUGGGCCCAAAAAUAUGGUCUCAUUGACGACACGGAGAUUAAACGCAGGCAGAAACGUAGCCAAUGGGCACACAGGUAUAACGAGCGCUUGCCUCAAUCGACGUUGGAGGGUCAAGAGUAUGAGGAGGGGCAGAAUCCGACCGAGACCCCACGGGAAGAGCAGAGUGAUCCAUUCAGGCGUCCUGGUGAAGGUGCUUUGUGGGGGGAGGAAGAUGAGAAUUACUAUGGCCGUAGACCUCGCGCCAAUUCGACGCAGUCUGGAUCCCAAACGAGCCUUAGCAAUCGCAGUACUCGACGCUGGCAAUAUCCCGCUAAUUUCGACGAAGCGAAUGAAGUUGGGGGCCUCGACGAUGGCCGAAAGAGCAAAAAGAAGAAAGGCUCCAGUAAACGCAAGGACAAGAAGGAUCGCUGGGGGCGAACUGCCGAUGCUCAUGCAGGCCUGGGCUAUGAGGACGUCGACGGAGGAUCUAAGAAGAAAAAGAAGAAGAGGUCCAAGACUACCGACGACUCUAUGUUUAGCAACAGGCGCAGCGAAACUAGCCUAUCUCGCCGAUUGAGCUCUACAUCCGAGUUCGAAGGCCCAGAGGAUGCUGUUGGAGGACUAUACGGAGAGCGGACUGCUCUCCGGAAUGCCCCCGAACCCCGCCGCGAUAGCGCGGAUCCUUUGGAACAUCAAUUCUGA
Rhizoctonia solani is the source of this 924-nucleotide messenger RNA. Its product is annotated as plasma membrane proteolipid. The record is from RefSeq and is a predicted model, not a curated record. NCBI's taxonomy places the organism in Eukaryota, Fungi, Basidiomycota, Agaricomycetes, Cantharellales, Ceratobasidiaceae. The transcript has 4 exons. Bases 1 to 924 code for a protein of 307 amino acids. Gene Ontology annotation, cellular component: membrane.